This is a messenger RNA of Bufo gargarizans (Asiatic toad), 2175 nucleotides long. It is a transcript of the gene MFSD6L, whose product is annotated as major facilitator superfamily domain containing 6 like. The record is from RefSeq and is a predicted model, not a curated record. The transcript is spliced from 2 exons. The coding region runs from base 264 to 2111 and encodes 615 amino acids. NCBI's taxonomy places the organism in Eukaryota, Metazoa, Chordata, Amphibia, Anura, Bufonidae. Gene Ontology annotation, cellular component: membrane.
GUGUCUGAGCGGUGACACCUGCUGGGGGGCGUGGUUACGAGCGGCUGGGCGGUUGCUUGCAGAUUGUAGGCCGGUGACGUGUCCCCCACCUCAGACAGGUGAGGAGGAGGAAGGAGGAGGCAGGUGUAACCGUGUCCUGCCCGGAGAUGUGGAGGCUCCUGCGGUUCUCACCCCUCCGGGAGACCCUUCCUUGCGCGGAGGGGAGCCCUGCAUCAUCCUAACAGCAUCAGGUCUCCUGGACGAGGCUCUUCUCAACCGAAGACAUGAGCGUCACCAAACAAUGGGACGUCAGCAGGGCUCUGUCCAUGGCCGGCCUGUUCCAUUUCUUCCACGGCUUCGGAAAGUUCUGCCUUAUCCCUUUCUUAACCAUCUUCCUCCGACACUUGGGACUGAGCCCUGCUCUGGUGGGGAUUAUCAUAGGCCUGAAGCACAUGGUCCAUGUUUUUUGGGCACCUGUUUGCUCUUUUAUGGCUAAAACGAACAGUAAGAGAAGGGUCCUCAUCACGGCAUCACUGCUGCUGUCGGCGGGCACAGGCUUAGCCUUCACUUUCUUUCCACCAUUGGAAAGGGAUAUAGUCUUAAGAUACUGUAAUGGAAGUCUUCCUUGGAAGGAAAAGUUGACCACCCCAGGUGCCAUAGAUCUGGUGCUGUUUGGUCCUGAGGAUAAUACAAGUCUUUUGGUGUCUAAAGUUUCUCCGACACCUCAGCUGGCACCAGUCGUGAUUACAGAACUCAGCAGCGAUAAACUAGUAGAGAAUUUGACUAUGAAAGCCAUCACCACGGAGAAUGAGGACACCAUAGAUAUAACCUUAGCCCUUUCCAGUCAUACACAACUUUUCCAAACCAGCACUCCACAUCAGAAAAGACGUAAACCAGUUACCAAGCAAACACCAGCAAGAGAGAAGUCCACCAGCCACAAUGAUGAGGUUGAGGACAUCUCUUCUCACGUAGGUUCGAGUCCUUCUCCUGUACCAUCUCCGAAACAUAAACCGUCCAACCAUUCUGCACACUCUAAGAAAGUCAGAGAUGUCAGCUUGGCCUUCCCAGUUCUAGAACAUCUCCUGGACAGCGAACAUAAGAUAUUCCUGGUUGUGUUGGGUAUGAUAAUGGUCUGGUCCAUCUUCGCGGCUCCGUUGAAGUGGAUAGCAGACGACAGCCUUUAUGAGUAUCUUGACUUUGUAGAUGCCACAGACCGGCAUGGUAAAGUUUGGAUUUGGGGCCACAUGGGCGCUUGCAUUGGCUCCUGUACCAUCGUGCUGUGGAUUGAGAAUCUCAAUUGCUUCCUCACCACUGAUAUCCCCAGGAUCUACCUUCAUUUCUACAGCUACUCUGCGUUUAUGGUCAUCACUGUCUUCCUUAGCGUACUUUAUCCUAUACACGUCUCCAAGAAAAGUGAACACGCCAACAAAACCAUCAAAGCCUUGGGUCUCAUCGGAAGCGACGGUCGAGUCAUCCUGCUGUCCAUCACCGUCUUUUUGACUGGCGCCAUUUGGUCCACAGCUCACAACUUCCUAUUUUGGCGGAUGCAGGACGUGGGCAGCACGGAGCUCUAUAUGGGACUGUCCGUGGCCGUCGCCCUCUUCUCCGAAGUCACGCUUCACUCGUUUAAGGGUAAACUGUUGAGAGUCUUUUCCCUCAAAUGGACGGUGGUCAUAGGCCUUGGCUGUCUGGCGGUACAGAUGGUGUUUUACUCGUUCUUGUGGACGCCUUGGGCCGUGUUGCCCAUUCAGGUCUUGAGUGCCUUUAGCAAUGGAGCCCUUAUAUGGGCCGUGAACGCCCAAACGAAUGACGUAGCCACGCCGGGGACGGAGAGGUCUCUGCAGUUGGUUCUGCACUACUUGUCGCACGAUUGCGGCGCCGGCGUGGGCAGCUUUGCAGGUGGUUUCAUCAUCGGCAGCUUCGGCCUCCCAGUGCUGUUCCAAGCGUGCAGCGUAACUCUGCUGCUCUGGAUCUGUAUGUUUUUGUUGGUCCAUCCCAGACUUCCCCACAUAAAGAAAAUUAACUAUUCGCGGCUCCUGGCCGCAGACAACAGCGACAUGAGCGACUCCGACGAUGACCAGGAGAGGGACUGGCUUGUCAAAGCCAUGAAAGACGAUGGCAAGAAACUGUAGCCUGAUAUAAACUGCAUGACUGACGGCGUUGUGGUCCACUACCUCGAAUGUACCGCAUCACUCC